AUGGAGGACGUCAAAACUAUACUGGAGACGCUGAGGUUGGACCCGCAGAGAGGACUGCGGGAGCUUGAGUGUCGUCUGGAGCGUCGACCGGGAUCAGAUGGCGGCAUGAGUCCCAGCCCAGAACCGGCAGUCAACCCCGACAACUGGCAGGUGGUGGUUGACGAGCUUCUGGAAAUGCUCGCCGUGCCAGAGAUGCAGUGGACCUGGUUCCGUCCAAAAGAACCGCGUGAACAGAAAAUUUCACGCCAGCACAAACAGGCGCAACUACACGCUUUGCGGCAGGUCCUCCAAUUCACCUCCGUAUACGACCGCUACAAGCUGCUGGACAGAGUUUCGCUCUACUAUGACGAGCGCCAUCCGUGGUCGUCCAAGGAGUCGGCUCAGGCUGUGCACGAUAUUCUAUGCCAGGUUGAACCCUCCAAAGACGAGAUAUUCGUGCUUAUGGAUGGAUAUGUGCCCAUGUUACGCAAAUUUGGAAAGGUCAGCCAGCACCGUACAAAAGUGUCUGCUGGUGGGUACAGAAAGUCUCAAAAUGCUGCCGACGGGUCCAUAGACACGCCACUUGUGGGCCGCGAACCUGUUGGCGAGGAUGAGCGGAUUAGAACGAAGUAUAUGUCGAGAAUCGGCAGUCUGGCCUUUUUAGUGGAUUUUCUCCAAGGAAGUGACAUAGAGGCCCGCUGGAACGUGAUUUUUCUGCUCUUGCUGCACUACCUUGACGACCAUGAUGUGCUGGUGAAGAGCUCGGCGUGCGAGGUGCUCCAGACGGUGGUGGCAAAGGUGAACUCGCCGCCGAGUAUGAAAAACAUUAUUGCGCGAAGCAGCGUAGCAGGCCUGCUAUUGGACACGAUUGCGCCGUGUCUGCUGGCGUUGCCGUCGCUGACGCCGCCAGAAGAGUCGCGGAUGGUGCUGCCGACGGCGUACGCGACGGCGAUUGCCGUGCUGACGGCCUCGACGGGCGCCCAAGACGAGCUCGAGAGGCAAAUUGCGUGGCUGCUCGUGGACUACGCGCUGCCUGGCGUGGCGCGCGCGGGCGAGUAUCCGCAAGUGUGCGGCGCGUUGCUGAGCGUAGUGGCGACGGAGCUGCUGCCGAGAAUGGGGGCAUUCGCCGCCGUGGUGGCCAAACAGACGUGCUACGGCGUGCUCGAGCUGCUGCGAAACCCGUACACCGCGUUUUCGCCAGCGACGAUCGACGCGGCGGUCGCGGUGCUGGAGCAGCUGGCGGCGCAGGGACGGGGGCUGGCCAGCGUGCGCUACGACGUGCUGGCGUGUCUUCUGAAGGUGGCACAGCGGCUGCACAAGUACGAGGUCCGCGACGCGGACGAGGUGCGAGCAAAAAUCGCCCGGUUUGUUUUGCAGCUCGACCUGACACAACAAGAAAGAGAUCGCGUACAAAAAUUUCUUCUCCACCUGACACAGUGA
Messenger RNA from Ogataea parapolymorpha DL-1, 1419 nucleotides. RefSeq lists its product as uncharacterized. The transcript has a single exon. Lineage: Eukaryota; Fungi; Ascomycota; Pichiomycetes; Pichiales; Pichiaceae. The coding region runs from base 1 to 1419 and encodes 472 amino acids. The record is from RefSeq and is a predicted model, not a curated record.